AUGCAGCGAUGGAAAAGCAGAAAGAGGAAACAUACACUGACAGGAACAUUGACAACAACAAAAAAUAUCCAAUGGUAAAACGGCCUGAGUAAAACUCUUAUUUAUCCACCAUCUUUGGGGUUAAUAUUGCCCAGCGGUGCAAAACGAACUGCACGGUGGUCAUGUGAUGUACACGGAAGUGUAACUCCUCCGCACCGCAGUUGUCAGUACCUUGCAGAGUUGUAGAACCGGUCUACACCGUUAACGUCUAAGUAGUAUAUUGAAACAGCUGGUUAAUGUAGCCUAGGUUAGUAGUCAGCUCGUAUCUAGUCGUCUCUGCGGUCAUGUUAUUGUUGAGUGUUGUUAGCAGUGUAUGUCUGCUCCUAGCGACACUACAGGCGGUACAAUGUGACGCCGAAUUGAACACAUCUACAGGUGUGAAUACCGGACAACUCGGGAAGUAUUCGGUGCAGCUCGUGACUAACUCGUCCAACGGCACCGACCUAACCUACGGCUUCGUCUCGUGCGGGGUGGCCGUUCUGUUUUACGGUUCUAACUUUGUCCCGGUGAAGAAGAUACCCACUGGAGACGGUCUGUUCUUCCAGUGGGUGCUGUGUGCAGCAGUCUGGAGCGUAUCUCUGGUGGUCAACAUUAUUCUGGGGUCUCCCACCUUCUGGCCGCUAGCCAUGCUGGGGGGGGCCAUCUGGGCUACAGGUAACAUCACGGUGGUCCCCAUAGUGAAAACCAUCGGUCUGGGUCUGGGCCUCCUCAUCUGGGCCUCUUUCAACCUCCUCAUUGGUUGGGCAAGCUCCAGGUUUGGCUGGUUUGGGAUCGAUGCUGAGGAAGUUUCUAACCCAACACUCAACUACUGUGGAGCAGGAUGCUGUCUGCUCAGUGCUGUGAUCUUCUUCUUUGUGAAGAGUGAUGUUCACAGUCAGUCCUCCAGACCAGAAGAGGAGGAGCCACUACUCAUAGACGGCUGUGUAAAUGCAGAUGGUGGGACGUCGUCUGAUGACUCGUGGGUUGACACACUAAGACCGCGGACCAAACGACUGGUUGGUUCUCUCCUAGCUGUGGCAGCAGGUUUGUUGUACGGUACCUCUUUUGUUCCAGUUCUCUACAUUAAGAACCACGCAGCACAUCAUGACAGCCACUUCACCGGGGCAAGCCAGUUUGAUCUGGACUAUGUGUUUGCCCAGUUCAGUGGGAUAUUCCUGACCAGUACGGUCUACUUCCUGAUCUACUGCGCUGCCAUGAAGAACACACCUAGAGUCUACCCUAGAGCAAUACUACCUGGCUUUGUCUCUGGGGUGAUGUGGGGUAUUGCUACCUGCUGCUGGUUUCUGGCCAACACCUACCUGAGUGCUGUGGUCAGUUUCCCCAUAAUAACCACGGGUCCUGGUCUGAUUGCAGCUCUUUGGGGAGUGGUGGUCUUUAAGGAGGUAAAGGGUUGGUGUAACUUCCUCAUCCUGGGCAUGGCGUUCUCAUUGGUUCUCGCUGGAGCCCUGCUGACAGCCUUCUCCAAGGUGUGACACACACCUGGUCUAAGGUGUUAUGACUUUCCGCCAGACACUCAGGGAACCAGGAUGAGGAUGGUUACUGUACUCCAAAAGGGAACUGUCUUUUCACCUAGUUUCUAUGGAAAUCAUUUCUAGUUAGUCUCUUAAUAUUUUAAUGUUUGAUAAAAUUAUUUGUCUAUUUCCAUGAAUUCAUCUCAAAGGGAUACUAUUUUUUAUGAAGUUAUCUAAUGUGAUACCAGUGGAUGAAGAGGGUUAGCUGUAGAGUUAUAUAAUGUCAUGUUACAGCCAGUGGAUGAAGAGGGUUAGCUGUAGAGUUAUAUAAUGUCAUUUUACAGCCAGUGGAUGAAGAGGGUUAGCUGUAGAGUUAUAUAAUGUCAUGUUACAGCCAGUGGAUGAAGAGGGUUAGCUGUAGAGUUAUAUAAUGUAAUGUUACAGCCAGUGGAUGAAGAGGGUUAGCUGUAGAGUUAUAUAUGUUUAGCUGUAGAGUCAAUACUUCCUGUUGAUCUGGCCAUCCAAUGUACGGGACGUUGCAAGUCAACCUGCAACGUAAACACUUCUAAGAUCAACAUGACUAAACUAGAAAAAGGUACAUUUGUUGAAAAUGCGUUCAGCUCUUUGAAAGGUUUUGUAGCCUACCAUAGCCAUCUGAUAUGUUGAAUCAUUAUAUAAAAGGCUUUCGUAGCCUACCAUAGCCAUCUGAUAUGUUGAAUCAUUAUAUAAAAGGCGUUGUUGGGUUCUGAGAAUAUGAAAUAUACGUAUUCAUGUCACUGAGGGAGGGUAAUGUAACGUUUACAUUAUGUCACUGAGGGAGGGUAAUGUAUAAGGUUUACAUUAUGUCAGGAUAUGCCAGAGAGAGGGAGGGUAAUGUAUAACGUUUACAUUAAGUCAGGAUAUGUUAUUGUUUGCCAUCUGGGAUCCUCUGGGAGGAGAAGAGACAGUCUGGUACCAGUCACCAUGACAGCCGAGGAGUGAGAGGUCAGAUGAAGUGAGGUAGAACAGAUAUCACCAAGGUUCUGCCUCUCAACAGAGAUGAAUUGGUUGUUCAGAUGUGUAGGAGGAGACUCGGCAUAGGAGGAAGGGUUAAAUAUCAGUGCUGUGUGAAUGUUUUUGUUGGUUCAGCUGUUCGAUCAUUUGGGAUGAAUAAACUUGGUUUAAGCUUUCA
Messenger RNA from Oncorhynchus kisutch (coho salmon), 2661 nucleotides. RefSeq names its product transmembrane protein 144. Gene Ontology annotation, cellular component: membrane. NCBI's taxonomy places the organism in Eukaryota, Metazoa, Chordata, Actinopteri, Salmoniformes, Salmonidae. Gene Ontology annotation, biological process: carbohydrate transmembrane transport. The transcript has 12 exons. The record is from RefSeq and is a predicted model, not a curated record. Bases 324 to 1511 code for a protein of 395 amino acids. Gene Ontology annotation, molecular function: carbohydrate transmembrane transporter activity.